UAGUUGGUUAAGUUACUUUGGUUGCUUAUAGAUUUCUAUAGAUUCUCGCAUUUUCGGUUUAUAGAAGAAUAAAAUUUGAUGUCCGGUUUCGGGAUUGUGUUCUGCAAUUCCUGACGAGUUUAUUUGUCGUAGUCUUUUUCAUCUUCUUUGAGCCUAGUUGAUAUUUUUCGUCCGGUCUCUACAAUGUAUUCUUUGCCGCAUAUACAUGGAAUGCUAUAAACUCUCGGUAUCUCGAAAGGAAUUUUGUCGUUGACGGAUCGAAGAUGUUGAGAAAUUUUUGACAAGCGGCAAAUCUAGUUUUGACGUUAUAUUUCAUAAGAACACAGACAACAGUGGCAAGUGUGGGGUUGCUUUAAACAGUCUUUGGAUGGUUGUGGUGAAGUGGAUGUUGCGAUAGAACGCUUAAUAAUAAUAAUAAUAAUGAUGAUGAUGAUGAUGAUGAUAAUAAUAAUAAUAAUAAUAAAAAUAAAAUCAGAACAAUGCUAAGGCUAAUAUAGAAACUAAACUGCAAAACAGGGUGAUAAAAAUAUUAAAAACGGAACUAAACGGAAAAAACAAAAUUAAUGCUGUAAACACAUGGGCGGUACCGGUAAUCACGUACACGUUUGGUGUAUUAAAAUGGUCUAACACUGACUUGGAGAGGCUGAACAGGAAAAUAAGGACCCUCAUGACAGAGCAUAGAAUUCACCAUCCUAAGGCAUGCACUGAAAGGCUAUACUUACCAAGAUCGACGGGCGGAAGAGGAUUGGCUGACCUCAACAUACUGCAUAGGCGUCAAGUAAAUCAGUUAAAGAAGUUCUUCCACCGUAAAAAAGAUACUUCGACGUUGCAUAAGCUCGCUUGUCAGUCGGAUAGAUACUUAGCUGUAGAUCUCAGAAAAAAUGAAAUAAAAGAGAUACCAACACUUGAUGAGGUAAAAGAGAAGUGGUUGAGUAAGCGCCUUCAUGGAAAAUAUCCAUCUAGUUUAAAAACUGCUGGGAGCGAAUCAACAAAUUGGUUAGUUAAGGGGCAGCUAUUCGCUGAAACUGAAGGAUUUAUCACAGCUAUUCAGGAUGAAAGCAUAGCGACUAGGAAUUAUAAGAAGUAUGUCCAAAAGAUCAGAAUAGAUGAUGAUAAAUGUCGUAUGUGUGGACGGGUGCCAGAGACCAUCGAACAUGUAACAGCAGGAUGUCAAACGCUAGCUCCGUCUGAAUACACCAAAAGGCACAACUUAACAGCAAAUAUUGUACACCAAGAACUAGCAAUGCUAUGCAACCUAGGAGAGGGAAAAUACAGUCCAUAUUUUAAAUACAUACCUGCUCCAGUUCUUGAGAACGAAAAUUAUCGGCUAUACUGGGAUACACCUAUAGUAACAGAUAAACCAAUAGCCAGCAAUAGACCAGAAAUUAUUCUGCUGGAUAAGGCUAAUAAAAAGGCGUAUUUCAUCGACAUCUCACAUCCCUCGGACCACAACCUGGAACAGAAAGAGAGAGAAAAAAUUAAUAAGUAUUACGACUUGGCAGAGGAAUAUAAAAAAAUACUCACCCUAAAAGCAGUACAUGUUAUCCCUGUAAUUAUAUCGGCCACUGGGCUAGUUACCAAGAAGUUUGCAGGAUACCUGGAAAGACUGAAUAUAACGAAUAAAACCAUCGUUACAAAAAUGCAAAAGUCCGUAAUACUUGAAACUUGCAAAAUGGUCCGAAAGACCCUGAAUAUCCCGGAGACAUAAACCUUCCCCCCCCCCCCCCAACUUUAGUGACUGGUUAAUAAACCCCACUAAAGCUGCUACCCUAAUAAGGAGAAAAAAAAAAGUAAUAAUCAUUAAUAUUAUAUUUAUUAUUAUAAUAAACUAAAUAUAGUGACGCCGCUGUCACAUUACUUUCAUUCACCAAACUCGUCUCUUAAUUGUAUGCAAAUUAGUGUGACCCCAAUUUAGGAACUAACCGAGGUGUGUAGGUCUUAAAAACUCGUGUACGGAUAUAACCUCUAGCAUUAAGAAAUUUUCUAUUCCUUUUUUUCCUACCUGCGCAUAUCCUGCCAAGUGUUCCUCACUCAGUCAGUACUACGCAUAAUGUAAGUAUCUGAAAUGUUCUUCUGUAUUUUCUUUUUGAUUCAUUAUUUUAAAAAUUCACUCAUGAUUGGUACUUUUCCCGUAUUUCUAGUGCUCUAGAACGUAUAAAUAUGGAAAUAAGACGUUGUGUGAACAAUCCGAAAUAACUUUUGUUAUACCUAUGCUUGUUAUUAUAUCUACAGUGGUGUCGUAGUAAAGCAAAUGUAGAUCGCGUUAAUGUUGGUGUUAAAAUGGGCGACCAAGACAAGUACUGGGCUCCCAAUACUGUUUGUUCCAUUUGCGUUGAAGUAUUAAGAAAGUGGCAAAAUCAUCAUAUGAAACUUGGCUUGAUGAAGCGGUUUCUUAAAGCCCGAGACAAAAGUGGACUGUGUUUUAUAUAUUUGUGCCAGAAAUUUCCUGCCAUAUCUGAUGCCAAGAUAAAAAGAAAUAUUUUUGUUGGGAACAACGCCUGGGUUUCAUUUAAAAAGGUACUUGGCCGUUUACGUAAUCCGCCCC
Molecule: messenger RNA, 2545 nt
Organism: Cylas formicarius (sweet potato weevil)
Lineage: Eukaryota; Metazoa; Arthropoda; Insecta; Coleoptera; Brentidae
Exons: 2
Coding region: 668-1708 (346 amino acids)
Source: RefSeq, a predicted model, not a curated record